AUGUCAAGCUCUCUUGAGCAGUUUGCUUCCUUAUUAUUUCGUGUGGUGAACAAUGGGCCUUUUAAAUUUAUUUUAGUCUUGCUCAUCAAAGCAAAACUUUUGUUGGGUUCUUAUAAGCUACAUUCUUUACAAUCAAAGUUCUUAUUCCUUCGCCCGUGUCAGGUUGAUGAUGGAGUUGUGCUACCAGAUGAAGCUUCUCUUUACUUGACAGCAAUUGAGGAUGCCGAGUACAAAGACGACAAGAUCGAAUUUUGGAAUAAUGUUUACGGCUUUGACAUGAGUUGUAUAAAAAAGCAAGCUAUGAUGGAACCUCUUGUUGACACGGUUGACCAGAAACAAAUUGUAACAAAUUACCACCUUCUCAAGACAAUGGAUAUUUCUAAGAUGGUUCUUGGGGAUACUUCUUUCACUGCACCUUUCAAGCUUAUUGCAGAGCGUGAUGAUUACAUCCAUGCUUUCGUUGCAUCUUUUGAUGUUUCGUUUACCAAAUGCCACAAAUUGAUGGGUUUCUCUACAGGACCAAGAUCAUGAGCUACCCAUUGGAAGCAAACAGUCCUAUAUCUAGAGGAUGUGUUAACCAUCCGUGAAGGGAGACAAUAAUUGGGAGCAUGGUCUGUUGCACCAAACAAGAAGAAUCGAGACGUUGAUAUAAUGGUUAAAUAUUCAUUGAGCGGACGACGUUGUGUGGUUUCGAGAGUUCAAUUCUAUAAGAUCUACUGA
Gossypium raimondii (Peruvian cotton) is the source of this 720-nucleotide messenger RNA. Its product is annotated as probable protein arginine N-methyltransferase 1. Gene Ontology annotation, biological process: peptidyl-arginine methylation. Lineage: Eukaryota; Viridiplantae; Streptophyta; Magnoliopsida; Malvales; Malvaceae. Gene Ontology annotation, cellular component: nucleus. The record is from RefSeq and is a predicted model, not a curated record. Gene Ontology annotation, molecular function: protein-arginine N-methyltransferase activity.